AGCUCUACCCGUGAACACACUAACACCGGCGCGCGACAAGAUUUUGACUUUAACAACUCAUUUUGGUUUUGAUGAAACCUAAUUUGUUUCAUUUGAGUUGGGUUUCAUGUUUGCAGAAGAAUUUUUUGUUGAAAGUUCACAUCUUUCAAAAGUUCAAGUAAAAUCUAUCACCAGGUGUGCACUCUUUCUCUUUCACAUUGCUCACACAAACCAUUGAAUCAAUCUCCAACCACAAUUUCACAGAACCCCAAUGGCCCACUUUUUAAAAAUUCGAUUUUUUUCGAGUUCACAUACGCUCAAAAUGGUUCCUUUUUCAACUCAACAAAUGGGUUUUGCUUCAAUUGCUGAUACCCUUUAUACCCAUUUGCAUGAAAACAAUGGAAUCAACAUUGAGAAUUCAUUGUCUAAGAAAAAGCCCAAAUUGGACUCUCAAUGUGUUAUUCAAGUUCUUAGUAAGUGUUGUCCUAAACAAUCUCAAUUGGGUGUUAGGUUUUUCAUAUGGGCUGGAUUUCAAUCUGGGUAUAGGCAUAGUGGUUUCGUGUAUAAGAAAGCUUGUAACUUGCUUGGGAUUGAUAAGAAUCCUGAGGUUAUUUGUAAUUUGAUUAAGUCUUAUGAGUCUGAAGGGUGUGUCGUUAACGUUAACAUGUUUAGGGAGGUUUUGAAGUUGUGUAAAGAGGCUCAACUUGCUGAUUUGGGUUUGUGGGUGUUGAGGAAAAUGGUGGAUUUUAACUUGCAACCGGAUACCGUUAUGUAUAAUAUAGUUAUAAGAUUAUUUAGUCAGAAGGGUGAUGUUGAAAUGGCUGAGAAGUUGAUGAGGGAGAUGAGUUUGAAUGAUAUUUGUCCUGAUUUGAUUACAUAUAUGACUAUGAUUGAGGGGUUUUGUAAUGCGGGUCGAUUGGAGGAUGCUUAUAACAUGCUCAAGGUUAUGAGAGUUCACGGUUGUUCACCGAAUUUGGUUGUUUUAUCGGCUAUUUUGGAUGGGUUUUGUAGGUGUGGAUCAAUGGAAAAGGCAUUGGAAUUGUUGGAUGAAAUGGAGAAAGGCGGUGAUUGUUGUCCUAAUGUUGUUACUUAUACGUCUUUGAUUCAAGGUUUCUGUAAGAGAGGUAAGUGGACGGAAGCAUUGGGUAUUCUUGAUAGAAUGAGAGCUUUUGGGUGUUUUGCUAAUCACGUUACUGUUUUUACUUUGAUUGAGAGCCUUUGUAUUGAAGGUCGUGUAGAAGAAGCUUACAAGUUGGUUGAUAAAUUUGUGGUGGAGCAUGGUGUCUCCCGCGGUGAUUCUUACAGUUCACUAGUGAUUUCUUUGAUAAGGAUUAAGAAACUUGAGGAAGCAGAGAAACUCUUCAAGGAAAUGCUUGAUGGUGAAAUCAAACCCGAUACUUUGGCGUCUAGCCUUUUGCUAAAGGAGUUUUGUUUGAAGGAUAGGGUACUUGAUGGAUUCUACUUGCUUGAUGCAAUUGAGAAUAAAGGAUUCUUGUCUUCCAUUGACUCUGAUAUUUAUUCUAUUCUUUUAGUUGGCCUUUGUCGAGAAAACCACUUGAUGGAAGCCACAAAGCUUGCCACAAUAAUGCUCAAGAAAGGAGUUUCUCUUCGGCCUCCAUACCGAGAUAGUGCAAUUGAUGUCCUAAAUAAAUAUGGAGAAAAAGGUAUCGUGAACCAGUUGACUGGUAUACAUCAGGAACUUUGAUGAUAGUGUUAUGAAAGAGGUCGCAUUCGUUCUUUAUCAGCUACAUCUGUUCAUUAAGUUUACUUUGUGUAACCUCGGUUUAUUUCAUCAUUAGUAGUUUUGUUUUGCUUCUUGAGAACAGUGUGCUUGCACUUGUCUCUUUUGCUAAGUCUUUUCAUAGCUGUAAAAACAUUAGAUUUGGGUUAAUUAUGAUAACUUCUAGACAUUUAUACAAAUUGAUGAAAUCUUUGUAGCAGUAUA
Molecule: messenger RNA, 1924 nt
Organism: Cicer arietinum (chickpea)
Lineage: Eukaryota; Viridiplantae; Streptophyta; Magnoliopsida; Fabales; Fabaceae
Product: pentatricopeptide repeat-containing protein At5g47360
Molecular function (GO): protein binding
Source: RefSeq, a predicted model, not a curated record